Molecule: messenger RNA, 303 nt
Organism: Lathyrus sativus (Indian pea)
Lineage: Eukaryota; Viridiplantae; Streptophyta; Magnoliopsida; Fabales; Fabaceae
Source: the annotation of a GenBank genome assembly
AUGAAAAAUGAGAAGAUAUCCAAGGUGUGGAAACCUGUUACUAAAAAACUGAAUAUUGUUCACCAAGAAGAUAACAGUCAAGUCCCUAGAGAAGAGGAAAAAGCUAGUGAGGUAUCUGAAGGGAAGACACCAGAACCUGUCAAACCAUCAGAGGAUUGGACUAUAGUUACAUCUAGGAAAGUUGACAAAGGAAAUAAAGAUAUGAGUCACACCCCCAAUAACUCUUUUAUGAAAUAUCAGAAUCUCUUUACUCCCCUUAGGAUUGGAGACUAUCCUAGGGGAGACAACAAUCUUGACCAAUGA